AUGCUUCGCGCCAUUGUCAACAUGAGCCGAGGUGUAUCUGAAAUGCAGGGGCAUCUCGCUCGGGCAUUAUGGUUUCUCGGGAUCUCGGGGCGACAACUGGGUAACGCCGUUUCUGCUAAACAGCUCAAAGUUGAAGCUCUAAGUGAGCGCAAUGAGCUCAGUGAAAAUUUUGAUCUGUCUGAGGAUGAUCACUGCUUCGAGGGUUUGAUUAGAUGGAUGCUCUGGUAA
This is a messenger RNA of Penicillium coprophilum, 228 nucleotides long. Its product is annotated as Tetratricopeptide-like helical. The transcript has a single exon. Lineage: Eukaryota; Fungi; Ascomycota; Eurotiomycetes; Eurotiales; Aspergillaceae. Bases 1 to 228 code for a protein of 75 amino acids. The record is from RefSeq and is a predicted model, not a curated record.